Merops nubicus (carmine bee-eater) is the source of this 5681-nucleotide messenger RNA. It is a transcript of the gene TTC3, whose product is annotated as tetratricopeptide repeat domain 3. Gene Ontology annotation, molecular function: protein binding. NCBI's taxonomy places the organism in Eukaryota, Metazoa, Chordata, Aves, Coraciiformes, Meropidae. The annotation marks the transcript as partial. The record is from RefSeq and is a predicted model, not a curated record. The transcript has 45 exons.
CGUCAUGUGCCAUGGAGGAACCUCUCUCUGAGUUCGACUUGUCAGCCUUGGCUUUUUAUGCUCGGGAUAAGUCUUUCUGUGAGUUGGGUCAUGGAGUGUGUGUACAGAGAUCACUGCAUAAGCCGAAAACAGAUGUUGAUCCCUGUGAAGUGUGGUGCAGUCAACCAGUUGAUGUGUUAAGAGAAUAUUGCAACAUCAUUAGAAUACGCCUCUUUUGGCCUCUUCUCUUCAAAAAUGAUGUUAAUUCUUUGGUAGCUGAUUGGAGUUCACAGACGAUACAUGAGAAUUGGAAGAGAAUCUGUGAUUUAGAGGUUUUGGAAGACCUUGUUGAUUUAAUUAAAAAAGUUGUUAAUGUUCCCCAUUUUAUCAGUGGCAUACUGAAAAUUGGCAGCAGAACAGCAGAUGGUGUCUUUGAUGCUGGGGAUGCACUUGAAUGGAUCAGAUACACAGGUGAUGUCAGUAUUCUGGAGAGGCUGAAGAAAAUUGGUGGAGAAAUUGGUGAUCAUGUUGUUUGGAUCUAUCUUCAAGUUUUCUUUGUUGAAUGUAAACGUUAUAUUAUUAAAGUCGCAUUGGAAGAUUGUAAUUUAGUUGAAGAAUUUAAAGCUGUGACCUGUGAAAACUGUAGGAAGAACAGUGACUCUAUGAAACAGAAAGGAAAUGAGGAAUUUUCCCGCGGAGACUUUGAUCGUGCUAUAGUUUCAUAUACUAAAGCCAUAGAGUUUUGUCCUGCAAACCAUCUUCUCUAUGGAAACCGAGCUAUUUGUUUAAUUCUAACAAGGCAGUACAAGAGAGCCCUUGUUGAUGGAAAAAGAGCCACUGUUUUGAAGCCUAAUUGGCCAAAGGGUCACUACCACUUCAGUAAGGCACUGUCAUUACUGGGGGAACACCAACUGGCUUUGGAAGCUAAUGAAAGAGCUCAGGAGCUAUGCAAGAAUGUUCUUGGUGGACUUAAGGAUCUUAUUCAACAAAGUGACACGUUAAAGAAGACAUUAGAAGAAAUGAAUGGUGUUAAACAACAGAAACAGAAACCAAAGAAGCCACUUCCUGAGAAAAAAGACUGCAGUUCUUCAGAAUCCCAGUUAACAAUUUCUCAAGAACAAAAAGAUAUAGAAAAAGACAGAAAGACAACACAGUCUGAUCCUAGAGAUCAUCACUGUCAUCAAAAACGUGAUACCAUGGUAAGUUACACUGCAGCUGACAUUGCAAGACUAAAAGUGGCUGACAUCCAAAGAACAGAAAGCAAAGGUUCCUCUCUGGAGCUCCGACCAAGCCAAAGUCAUCAAAACAAAGGAAGGCCAAAACUCAAACCUGGUGACUCUGAAAAGACAAGAGAUCACCUUGACUUCAAGAUAGAGUCUAAAGCCAUGCAAGAGAAACUCUUCUGUAAUGUGCAACAGGUGGAUUUAAUUAUGUUGCCAGAAGAGGUUAAAUCCCUUGUGCGUGACGCUUAUACAGCCUUGAUGGACCAGCGGUGUCACAGUGCUGAACAAGCCUUUUCACAGUUGUUAAGCAUUCUAAAUCCCGCAGAAUUAAAGCCACUGAAUCUUCAUAUUAUUAAUUAUGUUGUAAUUGUCUACGGACAUGCCACUGCUCUCCUUGGAAUUGGACAACCUGAGUCAUUGACAAAGGCUGAAGACGAGUUUAAGAAAAUAAUUGAACAGUACCAGGAAGAAAGAUUUGGUUGUUUGGCAUAUUAUGGAAUUGGAAAAGUAUACCUCAGACAAAACAGAUUUUCAGAUGCACUCGAUCAGUUCAUGAAAUCGCAAACAAUGGUUAAUCGUAAAAUUGUACCUGGAGUAUUAACUUGGCCCACAUCAUCUCAGGUCAUUGAAGAGACACGAACAGAGAAUUUACAGCUGAUGUUAAAGAAUUGUAUUGAGGAAUGCAAGUUCCCUCCAGAACCAGAUGCAAUUUGUCGAUAUCAGCAAUGCCAUGGCCAAUCGAAAAUCCAAAUAUUUUUUACAGACCCAGACUUCAAGGGUUUUAUACGUUUUACUUGCUGUCAACAAUGUAGAGUGGAAUUUCAUAUCGGCUGUUGGAAAAAGCUGAAAACAACAAAGUACAGUGAUAAAAAUGAUAAGGAUUUUCUUCAAGCAUUAUGUUUCACUCCUGAUUGUAUGGGCCUUAUUUCAAAAAUAGUUAUUUUCAGCUCUUCUGGUUUGAUAAAAUGUGAAUUUGAACAAAAAAUCACAAAAACCAGAGAACCACCAAGAGCUGUUAUUAAACAGAAGUGUUCAAGUCCUAGGAAGUUAAAAAUGAAACAAGAAAAAAAAAUACGAAGGAAGUGUGCCCGAGAAGAGGCACAGAAUUCUGCUAAAAAGAAAACAGAAGAAAACCAGAUGGGAGAUGAGCCAUCUCAAUGUAGUCAUCACAGCGGUUAUGUUCAGGAUUUAUAUGCUGGAGAUCGAGUCCUGCAGCAUAUCAGUCGGAAUGCUGAGCGAAUAAAAACAGCUGUUCAUGAUGCUUCCAAACUCUUAAAGGAAUUGCUUUCCUGGUUUGUAAUUAGUGAGGAGGAUUACACGUCGUAUUCCAAAAUGAGUAGCAUGUCACAUGAAGUGAUGGAGCAGCUCAUCAGUUACUUAACUCAGGAGAAAAACAGAGUGAAAACAAGGGGGUUUAUCCAUGUGCUGAGUGAGCUGGAAGAAGUGGAUCCCAAACUACACAAGUGGCUGAAACACCUUAACAACUUAGGUCUGACAGCUACAAAGAACUUUCUUCUUCAAUAUGGACAAUUUUUAAAAGAGCUUGACCUUUCUAUUUUAACCACACACUGGAAUGAGAAAUAUGGUAGUAAAUUUGAGUAUGUGACAACUAGUUCUGAAGACAUUGAUUAUUUCUUAAAACCACCCAUAGAGAAAACACGUUGUUUUAUAUGGCUGCUAGAAGAUAACAGAGACAAUUUUCCAUUUCUUCAUCAAGCUUUAGAUGAAUUCUUUGAUAAAAUGGAUGACCCUACCAUUAUAUUAAAGAAGCCAGGAAAUGAAAAUAUAGAGACUAACAGUAUCAAAGUUAAAAAUAAAAACAGGAAGAAAAAUGCAAAAGACUCAAGGUCUGUUUUAGUAUUAUCCAGUGGAGUUAGUACAGCACCACAAGAAGAAAAGAUGUUUAUAGAAGAAAAUAUGUUAGAUUUUACAAAUUCUUAUGAACCAUUUGCAAUCCCCGAACAUCUUCAGGAGCAACUAGACGAAUUUGAAGCUCUUUAUAACAUUUCAAAUAGUAAUAGUUAUCAAAGACUUUUGGAUAAUAACCCAGAUCAAAUCUGUGAGGGCAUAUAUGGGUAUUUAUCUGAAACUGGAGAUAAUGAUGAAGAAAAUUAUUUAGUCUCUGAUGUGCAAGAAAAAUCUUCCCAGAAUAAGAUACAGUUAAAUCCGUCUGCUAAGGAAUUCAAACCCCUGUCCUACCCUAAGAAUCCCUAUAUAUCAACAUCUACUGACUUAACAGUAGCAACUUAUGAGACUCCACAAUAUUUGCCCUGGUAUUUUCCUGCUUCGUGUGAAUCAGUGCAUCCUUUGUCCAGUCAGAGUAUUGAUACUGUAGACAAAGAGUCGUCGUUUUCAGACACUUUACUAGAGUGCGUUGGUUCUAAAAAUCCUGAUAUAUUUUUGCCUCAGAGUUCCUGGGGUUAUCAAUAUCAGAGAGUGUUGCCAGUGCCUUCUCAAAUGCCUCUCCUGCCAAACGUUGCUGUGCAACCUAGCUAUAGUCAUGCUGAUUGUGCAGCUCCUCGGGGUGAUGGCAAAUCCACCUCGGACAGAAAAUACAUCCCUGACAGUUUUAUAUCAAGUGAAACACAAACUGGUGAAGAUCCUCGCUGCCAGCUGGAGAGCUUGGUUAACACAGCCUGCGAGGACAGUUGUGCUCUUGCCAAUAGUACAAACGAAGCUGAGUGUGGUACACAGGUUAUUAAGACGACGAAAGAAAGCAGAAGUUUCCCUCUAGUGAAGAGCAAUCCCCAUACAAGGAUGAUAGCUGUUCAGGUAAAUCGUGAAGUAGCUGAUAGGGAAACCAACACCUUGCCUUUUCAUCCAUUUGAAAUACAACAAGGAGAUAUUUUACGUAUGGAAAAAGAGCAUCAGGUAUUACAAGAACAGCUUAAGGAAGCAGAGGAAAAGCACGAGCAGUCGCAGAGCCGAAGCUCAGAGGAGAUCAGUGCUUUGCAAGAGCUCCUGAAGAAGAGUGUUGAGGAGACUGAGGUAUCAAAAAAUGAACUGGAUUGGUUUCAUCAAGACUUAAAAAUGCAAGUGCAAAAAUGGCAACAGGAGAAAAAAGAAAAUCAGGGGUACUUAAAAGCACUAAGGAAUACAGCUAAAAAGCAUACAGAUACCAAUGAAAGGUGUUCAAAGACAAUUGAUGAGAAGGAAAAGCAGUAUAACGGAUAUUUAAAUACAUAUCUCGAGACAAGUAAUAAAUUUGCUAAUGAGAAACUAAAAUUGGAAGAGCUUAUAAAAAAGAGUGAAGAUGACUGCCAAGAGUGUGUGAAAAGAGCUGUUACAGCAGAGGUAUCGGUACUCACGAACUGGAAGGAAGCUGAGGUGUGCAAGCUAAAUGGCAUAGCUGCCAAUGCAGAAGCCAACCUCAAGAUAUUAAAGUCAUUCAGCAGCAGCUCAGCUUCUGCAGCACCUAAGUUGAAGUCACAGAUUGAUUCCUGGGAAAUAUUUAUUUCAAAUGUAAAAAAACAACUGGAAAAAGUAGAGGCUGAGUAUGAAGAAAAAAUUGAGAUGGUGAAGAAUGGUGUACGGAACUGCCUCACUAAAACGGAAACAGGGGAUCUUCCUUCUCCUCCAAGUGCCUUGACAAAAGAAGAGAGACCUCCAGUCAGUGAUCCAGCCAUUGUCAUGUAUUCCUCUGCAUCUGCACCUCAUUUCCUCCCUGCAUUCUCAAGUUCUGAAGAUCAAGGUCCAACACAUGCUCCAUGUAAUACACAGGCCAGAGUUGCAGCAGCACGUGCAAGUUCUGGAAGUGGCAUUUCAGUGAAUCCACACCCUAAACCUCUCAAAGGGUCAUAUUCUGAUAAAAUUUCGUCAGCUUGCCCAUCAGGGAUUUCUGGAAGUAAUACUCGGAAUGUCCAGCCAAAGCAGAACCACCAACAUGACUCAGCUAUACAGCCGAGACCACCUGGACUUCCAAAAGUAUUUGAAAAUAUUAUCACCCAUCUACAGAGUAUAUUCCCAAACUACAGCAGUUCGGACUUCACCAGCUUCAUAAAAGAUGUACAAAGAGGAAAUGGGAAUACAUUGGCAGGUUUGAGCUUUAAUGAAAUUCUAAGCAGAGUGACAGAACUGAUUCUGGACCAGCAAAGUAAGGCAUCCCCCCCUGCACCAGCACAGACUGGAACUCGGAGUUGGGAAGUACCUGCAGAAGAUGCACCCAGCCCAUCCAAGGCAAGAAACGCCUCAAGUCAGAAUCUGUCCCAGCCACAUCUCCAACCUUGGGGAAAUGUUAGAGAAGUACCUAAAUCCAGAUGGAAAAAGCUGGACUAUGCAGCCUCCAGUGAUGAUCCUUGCACAAUCUGUCACGAUGAGCUGAGCCGAGACGCGUGUGAACUCGAAUGCGGGCAUCGCUUCCACCGCCAGUGUGUUAGAACAUGGCUUAAGCAGCAUUCAAGUACCUGCCCUAUCUGCCGUGUCCAUGCUCUGCUACCUGAAGACUUCCCUGAGCUUCCCGCACGGAAUAGAUACGCUUAA